Messenger RNA from Colletotrichum acutatum, 930 nucleotides. RefSeq lists its product as uncharacterized. Lineage: Eukaryota; Fungi; Ascomycota; Sordariomycetes; Glomerellales; Glomerellaceae. Bases 218 to 823 code for a protein of 201 amino acids. The record is from RefSeq and is a predicted model, not a curated record. The transcript has a single exon.
CAUUUCAACUCAUCUUACCUCUUCAACUCCACAAUUGGGUAUUAUUCAUUUGAAGCUCUAGCAUCGUUACACCAGAUCGUUAUCUAGUUUCCAUUGAAAUCACACGUUAAGAGAUUGGCUCUUCAACCUUAGAGGUACCUGAGUCUCGGAGUCGUUGCCCUCUAGUCAACAGAGAACAUCGAGAGCGAGGACCCCGGUCCUUGCAUGAACCACCAACAUGGCCCAAACAAGCCAGCGAAGGAAGCGCCAGGCAGAGGAGGAUGAAGAGGAACAUCAAGAAACACCUUUCAAAAGAAGUCGCGCGGAGGAUAUUUCCUACUUCCAAUGGCUAUGGACACCACCCCGGUCGCCAUCACGGAAAACCUCCUCAUCGGGUCUAUGGAGUCACUCCGUCCCAGACGGCCUAUUCCUCACCCGUCAUGAUGCGCCCCGUUCCUUUUCUUUACCCCCGGAAUCCACAUCAAGACGGCCCCGUCGCCGGGGCGCCAUCUCUGUGACAUCUUCGUCACCCAGCGAGAUGGAUCGACACCUCGCGCGGCAACUCCAGCAGCAGAUCGCCGUCCUCCGAAUCAAAGCAGCGGAGAGCCAGCAGCAAGCACAAGACGAGGAUUGCUGUGAAGAUGACGGCGAUGGUGAGGACAAUAUGCACAACGAAAGGGACGUUGAUCAUCUACGACCCGAAUUAGAGGCCGUGCAGAUCGACGCUUCCCUAUCGUCCAUCCUGGGCAUCGCGAUAGACUUUGAUCAAAAGCUUUGCCUCAGUUCCUCCGGUCGUUCGUCAGAUACCACCUCUGGGCAUCGAGGUAAGCGAUCAGGCGUUUGAGCGAAACCCAAAGGAUGGCGUCAACACACAAACACACGCACACACAAUACCUGGGGAAAUUUUGAGAGAGUGCAGGUGGCACGGGUGAGAGAAUGUGAGAGAGAGGG